Molecule: messenger RNA, 14363 nt
Organism: Passer domesticus (house sparrow)
Lineage: Eukaryota; Metazoa; Chordata; Aves; Passeriformes; Passeridae
Product: interferon-induced very large GTPase 1-like
Exons: 3
Coding region: 328-7638 (2436 amino acids)
Molecular function (GO): GTP binding
Source: RefSeq, a predicted model, not a curated record
CCUGAUUUCCAGGAAUUACCCUGCUGCCUCUAGAACAGCGAUGGGAACUCCCACCCACCGGAGAGACAGGGCAGGAUAAAAAGGGACUGGGAUGGGAUUCUCCCAGCCGGGGAGCUGCGGAGCCCGGAGGGAGAAGGACUUUGGGCCUUUCCUUCCUGGUGCUCUUCCUCCUGAGUCCUUGAGGGUUUCCCAUCUUUCUCUCCACACUCACCGUGUACCUCAGGCCUGUCCCUGCUUCUGUGCUGUGUCCCCUGAGCUGGGGCCCUCGGCUGCCGGUGUCUGCUGGGAAGCCAAGGCUGGGAGCAACAGGAGCAUCUGCUGUGAGCCAUGGCUUCACAGGAGGACACACAGGAGGGGGAUGCAAAGGCACAGCUGCUGGCAGAGGCAUUCCAGAAGGAAGGAAUGGAUGCUGGAUACUGGCUGCCCAAAGCUUCACAGAUCCUGGGAAUCAAGUGCAGAGAAGCCCUGCAACAUCUGGACUACGAAGACUACCUAAAAAUGGAGUGCGAAGUACGGCACCCCUGGGAGAAAAAGGCACUCCAGAAACUCCUGAAAAUAACAGAUGAUAAAAUGACCACUAAAGGGGUGCAGAAGAAGCACUUGGAGAAGACAAAGCAGAAAAAGGAAGAGGCCAAAAAAGCCCUGAAGGAUCUGACAGAAAUGCUCAAGAGGCGCAGGCACAGCCAGGAUGCUCUGAGAGAGAAAGCAGAGACUCUGUGGCGAGCCAUGGAGAUUCCCAAAGAGUUCUGGCCACAGCCAAAGAAACCCUUGGCAGAUAUGCUGGAGAGCAUCCAGAAGCAGCUGGAGCAGCAGGAGCUGUCAGCAGGCAGAGGGGAGAACAUCCCUGACACGGAGGUGCUGAAGCGGGCGUCAGGGGGACUGGCCCUGCAGGGCAUCUACAGAACCAGCAGACCUGAAGAUGUGCUGGCAAAGCGAGAGCAGCUCCUCAGGGUUCCAGAGGGAUUCCAGCUGGCCAGUCCGGAGCAAGGAUCGCUGCUUGAGAGGAAGGAGUUCUCCUCCUCUGCAGCAGAAUCCACUUUCAGCAAGUCCAUGGAGCAGCUGGGCUUCAGCAUGAGCGUUUCUGCCAAAUUCUCAUUCUGGGGGAUUAAUCUGGGUGUGGGUGUAGAUCACAGCAGCUCCUUGCAGUCACAGGACACCCACCAGUCCCACUCUGAGCAGAGCUACUUCUGCACCACCAAGUACCAGUACAUCCCUCUGGCCUCCUGCUACUUCCAAAGGCAUCAGCUUCGCCUCUCGGAUGCGGCUCUGCGGGAGCUGCAAGACAUGGAGCAGCAGCGUUUGAGCUUCUGUUGGGAGGAAGACAACCCCACCUUGGUGAAGAUGUGUGAGAGCUUCUUCAGCAGGUUUGGGUCCCACAUAAACCAGGGUCCCCUCCACUUUGGGGGGAUAUUCUGGUGGAAGGCGUCCACAGAAGGAUUCCGAGCCGAGCAGCGGGAAGAAAUGAAGCGACAAACGACUGAAGCACUGAACAGCUUUGUUGGAGCCAGCUGGGGUCGCUUCAGGGCCAGUGUAGAAGGGUCCCUGGAUGUUUCUAAACCCAGCGCACUGGCCUCUGUCCAAGGAAGAGCCAGAGAGAGUUCCCAUACAGCAAUUCAGGUCUCCAUGGUCCACACAGGGGGCCCAGCAGACACAGCUUCCCUUCCUCAGUGGAAAACAGGGCUCAUAUCUGAUAACACAACGUGGUGCGUUAUCGACCGUGGCUUUGAGCUGAUCCCAGUGUGGGACAUCAUCCUGUGCAAUCACUGCAGGGAUUUUAAGUCUGCUGGUCAGAUGAGCAGAGCCCUCAGGGCUGCAUACAAAGCACUGACGAAUCAGAGCGUCGGCACCAUUUUUGGAGAGGAACUGGGCAGUGCAGUGCAAGAGGCCAGAGAUUUCAUGGGGAUUGUGAAGACCUGGGAGGUGACGAAAGGGGAUGAAGAGAAGCUGCUCAUGCUGAUGGAGCUAAAAGAUGAUUUGAGUGCUAAAACCAAGAACUCCAGUGUGUGGAUCAACGUGUGCCUGUCGGACAAAGCCCUGCAGGAGUUCCUGGUGAACACCGUGCGGAGCUGCCAGGAGUCACCUCCAGAAAACACCACCUCUAUCAAGGUAAUGCUGAGGAGUCUUCUGAAUCCUCAUAUCUACUCUGUCAAGGACUUCCCUAAGGCUUCCUCUAUUAUGCAAUGGAUCUUCCAGACUGAGCACCUGCUUCCCAGACCGCCAAAAGUCUCUGAGCUUCAGGAGCUCAUCCAAACACUGCAGCAAAUGAAGGAGCACAUCCAUGCUGUCACCUAUGCACCAGGAAGCACUGCUUCUGACGUUCAUGAAGCAAAGAUAGAAGCCACCCUGACCAGCAGCCUCGCCAUUUAUUCCUUACUGCAGUCUCUCCAGGAACAGGCUCAGAAGGACAUGGAACUCUUGGUGCUCUUGAUUGUGACCAGCACAGGGUACCAGGUGGAAAGCAGCACUUUUCAGCACCUCCUUGGACACCCAGAAAUUCAGUACAUGGCCAAGGAAAUGGAAGCGGCACACGAGGAGUACGUGAACCUGAAGGAGCAAGAUGCCAGCAGAGCUGAGGCCUUCCUCCUGCUGACGGGUCUGACUGUGACACCUGAAAGUCAAGAGUUGUCCAUUGAGCAGAAGAGGGAGCGUUUAGUUUUCAUGGAAGAUCACAUGAAAGGCUUGUGGUCCUCACGGAUAAAGAAUCUCCUCCAAAAGCACAGUGGAGGUGAGAACUGGGAGAGGCUGGAACAGGAUUUGGAUUCCUUGAUCAGUGGGUGCUUGGAUGACAAAUGGGAUGAAGAGAGGAUGCAGAACAUACUUAGAGACCUGGAAGACACUUUUCCAACACCUGAGGACCCCAGUCAAUCCCAAUCUAAGUCAGAUAGCAGCAAAUCCAAAGCAAAUGAAGCCAUUGCAAACCAGGAGUUCCUCCUGUUGCUCAAGCGCCUUGGACUGGAAAGUCACUAUCCAAGGAAAAUGGGGAUGGGAGAUUUCCGCACCAUCUGUAAGAUAUCCCUGCAGGACAGCCAGCCCAGCCAGGACACAGAACUGCCAUCUUACUUCUUGCAAAAGCUGUUAACUGUGGAUUACCGGGUGAGGUGCCUGACUUGCUGGGAAGACAGCAACCCAAAACUUGCAGCCCUGCCACAAACUACAGCAAAAGAGCACCAACAGUCAGACUCCUUUGAAGAGUUUUUUGACAAUCUGACAGAACCAGCCCCUGAACAUGAAAGCAUCGACAGCCAUGUGCACCCCAUGGACCUGCAGAUGGCCAUCUUCCAUUGUGCUGAUGACUUCCUGAGACAAACCCUUGCAACCAAGCUGGCGUUCUGCCAACUGGCAGUGCCUCUGCUGCUGCCCAACCCAAGCACUUCACACAUCGAGUUCCCGCUCUACGCCCUCAGCCAUAUACAAAGGAGCUGGAAAGAAGUGGAGAAGUCAGGAGAGCAGGCCAGAACAAAGAGUUACAACAACAAACUCAUCUUUCAGGCACAGACACCCAUCGUGUCCUUCAUCCGCAUUGGCAGCUCAGCCUCCUCUUCCAAGUCCCAGCUCCUGAACGCUCUGCUGAGCAAACGCAAACACGACACUUUCUUCCACCGCCACUGCAGAGGCAGCACCAGAGAGCGUUUGCUGAUGGAAGGGCUGGUGGAGAUUGCCUGGUACUGCCCUCGUGGAAGCCCCGAGGACAACUUUGAGCGCUGCGUGGCUUUCUGUAACCUGCAUGGAGAUGCCAGGGAUCACGGAGCACAGCUGCAGUUCCUGCAGGAGAUAUCUGCUGUCAACGUGGCUCUCGUAUCUGAGUUGGACCACAUGGACAGCAGGGGGAAAAAGCUUCUGCAGGACCUGUGGCAGUCACAAAGCCCUUUGGUUUGUCUUCUCACGGAACAAGAGAAUGUUGCAGCUGGACAAGCCAGCAAAAACAUAAAAAUAGGGAUCAAGAACAGAAACGAAGCAGAACUGAUGGACCAGCUGACCAAAACUAUCAGUGAUCUCCUGGAAGGGUCUAAUGCAGGUUUCAGCCUGGAGGCCUGCGUGGACAAAGCUCGCCAGUAUGGAUUCGUAGUGGAUGCAGAUCAACCCGAGUGUGUGACAGCCAAAGCAAAGGCAAAGGAGCUGGUGGAGCGUCUGAAGAAAGAGAAGCUGUCUGAGAUCAAGUCACAGCUGCUGCCGCUUCAAGGAAAACUGUGGUACCAGUGGUGCCAAAAGGACAAAGAACUCACUCGCUUGCAGGAGAAGAGGAACAAGAGCAUUGAGCAUCAUCGAAGCCAAAUUGAAAAUGAGAAGAAAGCAAUAAGAGAAAAGCAACUGAAGCAAGCUUUCCCUCUCAACCCACUGAUGAAAUCAUUCCUUGGCUUCCUCCAGGCUCAGCCAGCAGACACCAAGAAAUACUUCCUGCAGUGGAUGAAGGUCUUUAUGGAUGAGCUGUCUUGUGGUCACCUUGAAGAACUGAGGAGAGAUUAUCAUGAGUUAUGGUCUGAAAUCCUGAUGAAAAAGAAAAGUGAAAAAAAAUCCAGGGUGAAUGAUGAGCUGCUGGGUCGCUUGGAUUCCCUCUCUGAUGAAAUCAACGAUUCAUCCAUUGGCCUGGAGCACCUUCUGAGAGAGGUAGGGCAGAUUUAUGAAGCUCUACAAUUCAUAAACUCCUCGAAUGAGAGUUUUGUCAAGCUGCCAGAAAUUGCAGCAGAUCUGAUGGUUUCCGGGUAUCCCGUAGAGCUGAUGGAUGGGGACGCUUCUUACCUGCCCUUGCGCUGGGUGGGAGCAAUCUUUGACAGCUUAAUUGAGAGGCUAGGGGACAAACGAGUGUUUGUGCUCUCCGUGCUCGGCAUCCAGAGCACAGGCAAGUCCACCCUGCUGAAUGCCAUGUUUGGCCUGCAGUUCAACGUCAGCGCAGGGAGAUGCACCCGCGGAGCCUUCAUGCAGCUCAUCCCGGUGGGCGAGGAGCUGCAGCAAGACUUGGGCUUUGAUUUUGUGCUGGUGGUUGACACAGAAGGACUCCGUGCCAUUGAGAUGGCCAACAAACAGUCCCUGAACCAUGACAACGAGCUGGCCACCUUUGUCAUUGGUGUUGGCAACGUCACUGUGAUCAAUAUCUUUGGAGAAAAUCCAUCAGAAAUGCAAGAUGUUCUCCAGAUCGCUGUGCAGGCUUUCCUGAGGAUGAAGAAAGUCAAUCUUUCCCCAAGCUGCCUCUUUGUCCACCAAAACGUGGGAGAAGCAACUGCCAAGGAGCAGAACAUGGAAGGACAAAGGCGUUUGCAGGAAAAGCUGGAUGAAAUGACCGUGGUAGCUGCUCAGCAGGAAUUCUGUGACAUCUCCUCCUUCAGCGAUGUCAUUGCCUUUGAUGUGAACACCCACAUUCACUACUUUGCUCACCUGUGGGAAGGAAACCCCCCAAUGGCACCACCCAACCCCACCUACAGCCAGAACGUCCAGCAACUCAAGAGCAAAAUCCUCCAGGCUGCUAAGAAGCAGUCACAGCGCAGCAUUUUGAGGUUCUCGAGUCUGAAAGAUCGUAUUGGUGACCUCUGGAAUGCUUUGCUGAAUGAAAACUUUGUUUUCAGCUUCAAGAAUUCCCUGGAGAUUGCUGUGUACAGGAAACUGGAAAGUGCCUUUAGUCAGUGGACAUGGAGGUUGAGGAGUCACAUCUCAGAUGUGCAGAUGAGAUUAGAAAAUAAAAUUCGGAAUGGGGACUUGCAGAGUGUCACCAGAGAACACCUUGAAGGUCUGGUGCGAGAGACAAUUGAUGCCAUUGAGAAAGAAGUGGAAAAGUAUUUCAGGGAAGACAGAGACCGUGAGACACUGGUCCAAUGGAAAUCAGGCACAGAGCUGAAGCUGAACGAACUAAAGGAGACUCUUCUUGAUGAAACCAAAAAGAAAUGUGAGAAUCUUAUUGAGCUACAGAAAGAGCAGAGGAAACUGGAUGCGAGGAAGUUGCAAUAUGAAGAUGAGCUCCUGAGAAGGAGUCGGGAGCUGGCUGUGAGUCUGAAGGGGAAAAGCCUCACUGAGAGAGAACUGGAGGACAACUUUACUCUUGUCUGGAACAAGUGGAUUGCUGAAGUCUCCCGUGAUGCUCGUCCUCGGGAACGGGUGGAUAUUGAUGUAGAAAUUGAAGAUGUCCUUCUUGAGCACUUUAAGGAGCCGGGUAUCCAUGCACAGAUUAUGUCAUUUCCCAAAGGCAGAGGAUUUUCCUUUGAUCCAGAGAAACACAUAAUGAAGAAAAAGUAUUUAGGCUAUUUCUCAGAUCCCAGGAGGCUUUCCAAUGCUGAUGUGAUCAACUUUCAGCACAUCACAGACAACAUCAUAGCGUGUGUGAAGACAAACAUUGCUAAGAAAGAACAAGAGAAACGGGAUUACAGUCGAAAUUUUAUUCAUGAAAUACUCAAUGAAGUACAGAAAGGUGUGAACUCUGUCCCUAGCAAGGCAAAAUGUACUUUUAACAGAGAGUAUAGGAGAGAUUUGUCUCUGUAUCUGUGCAAAAUAGCAGCAGAAAGGUUUAAAGCCAUGCACGAAGCAUUCCAAAAGGCAAAUGACCCAGUCGUGUACCUGAGCAGCAAGAGAGAAGAUUUCUUCCAAUGUUUCCAGAUUUCCUGCCAAGGAGCCACUUCUGUCACAACUUUUGCUGUUUUCCUUUGUGACAAGAUUGAACCAGCUCUUUGCCAUGCAGUCUAUGAGAGGACGGCUAAAGACAUUGCUGAGGACAUGCAAGGCCAAUUCCCAGAUUUCCAGGGCAGCAGAGCCAAUCUGGAAGUUUGCAUCCUGAGAUACCUGGCAGAACAGGAAAAUUUUGAAUAUUUCAAGCAGUACCUUACAUCUCCAAAACAGUUUUUUGAGAGUUAUAUUGAGACACAAGUUAGGAAUUACUGUUUAGAUGGGAGUAGGAGGCUGGGGAUGUUUUUAGAUUCCUCCCUUAAUCUUCUCUAUCGAAACAUCCUGUCAGCUGUUUCUUUAUCAACCCAAAUUGUCAAAGACAGAAAAGAAAGAGAAGACAAAGUCUCUCUUUGGCUGGAUGAAUUUUGCAGGCAACUGUCAGAGGUGAUCAACUUGCCCAGAAGUGACCUGAAGGGCAUCGAGCACCAGGAGGUCGCAGACAUUGAGUUCCUGAGCAGGGCCAUGACAGAAGCUCUGGCUGCCCUGCGGGAAAGGCUGAUGAAAGAAUUGGCGGUUGCUGACCUGAGCUUGUUUUCAAGGCAGCCUCACACCAUCCUGGCAGAGCAUUUUUCAGGGUGCUGGGAGCAGUGUCCCUUUUGUGGGGCUGUCUGCACAAACACCAUGUGGAAUCAUGAUGGAGACCAUCAACUGGUCUUCCAUCGCCCACAAGCUUUGAAGGGAUGGAGGUGGUUUGGGACAGACCAGCUGGCCAUUGAUAUUUGUUCCAGUGAUGUUGCAAGUGAUGGCUCAUUCAGAGUUCGUGACAAUGAAGAGAUCCCCUAUAAGAGAUACCGGGAUGCAGGACCCCCGUAUUCCACUUGGAACAUUCUUCCUGAUUCAUCCAUGCAGGCGUACUGGAAAUGGUUUGUGUCUCAUUUCAGGACACAGUUGGAAGCUUUGUACAAUGGGAAAUUUCACGGUAGAGGAGAAAUCCCUGAGGCCUGGCGGAGAAUGACGAAGCAGGAAGCACUGGCUGAGCUGGAGAAGCGUUAGGCCCUAUCCUUAGGGAGGAAGAACCACAACAGUUUUGCAGUUUAGGAGAACUUUGUACCAGGUUCUCCACAAAAGCUGUUACAAUGAUGACACUCUCAAAACAUAUUCACAUAAUGACAUCUAAAUUUUCUCAAGUUUGCUGAAAUAAGGCAAGUUACUGUGGCCAUUACUCAGCAAUGCCUCACUUCCUGAGAGAGCCAAAUUUCUCUUGCCUUCUUGCCUGGUCUUUUUAAAGCACAUUGUGAACCUAGAAUCAGAAGUUCUAGGUUCAUUAGCAAUGGAAUUUUGUGCUGAGUUUCAGUACCAGGGAGAUCCACAAUCAAAUGUUAGUCCCCAUCAUCCUGUGUACAGAAACUCAAGCUUCUGGUGCAAUUGUACUAGCCCAUUGCCCUCUUAGGGUGAAAUUGCUGACCUAGAUGAGUCCCCACAGCAAUUGCCAAAAAGAUAUUAGCUCAUUUGUAGAGAUAGAGCCUGGCAAGGCAUUCCCUCAAAAAUGAAAUGUGGCCCACGUAGCAUUGCACAGCUCAGUGUAAUAGCAGCUAAUGUUAAGAAAAAGCCAUCAAGAGAAGACAUAGAGAAAAAAGAUUUACCCAUCAUUUUGAAGAAAACUGUAACAGCCAUUUCAAACCCUAGAGCCUUGCAAAAUGAGUCACAUCAGCUUUAUUUCCACCUCAACUUCCCUCAGGUGAGGCAUUAAAACAAUUAAAUUAAUCGAGGUGCUGGCUGAGGAAAGAAGUCCAUACUACUUCCACUGCAAUCAGUAACAUGAUGACAGAUGUUAGUGCUGUCAAACAUGCAACCUCACAGGACAGAGCCACCAUGGAUUUUCCUUUACUGGCACAUAAACAUAGUUGUGAAGAUUUUGAAGAACUGUGUUGUAUGACCUUGUUUGACCAUUCAAUGUUGUCCAUCCACAAACAACUUCAAAAACUGACAGAUUUUACAAAUCAAAAUGUGAGACAAGAAAUGCUAACUUAGAAAUGCCAUAGAAUAAGACAGAUACUUCUAAAAGAGAAAUAGAGCUGGAAAAAUAGUUUUGAAAGGUGGCUUGCAAAUAAGCUUAGAUACUUUGGAGAAACAGAUAUAUAAAAAAUAUAUUGUAAGAGAACCCAUAAGGGGUAGUUUUAAAUAAUUUGCUUUAAGGCAUCUGCAGCAUAGUGUAGCAAAAAACUAGUAAGCCAGGAAAGACUUAUAAUGCUUUGUAAUUAAGACAUAGUCAGCUUCUAAUUGUGAUGGUGUGUAUUGAAACACCUGUAUUGUGUCACCUUUCAUAUGAGACUGAAAAAUAGAAUGAAAAGUUUUAAAAACGCCUCUCAGUUGCCCCAUCUCUGGGUCAGAAAAUCCAACACCCCAAAGGCAGUUUUCCUGCAGCAAGGAGCUGUCCUGCUCAGAGAAAGGGCUGCAGGGCCUGAGGCCAGCUCCACACUGGGCUGCUUGGCUUUUGGGCAUCAUCCUUCCCUCCCUCAUUGCAGCCUCCUGGAUCAACUGAGGCCGUUCUCCCAGCAGGAGCUGCUGUGCCUCUGCUCUCAGGAAAGCAGUGACACGACUGCCCCGGGUCUCAGGCAAUGCUUUCACUCCCUGUCUCAGGGGUGCUGUGUCUCUGUCCAGGGCAGCCGCUCCUGCUCAGGUGCCUGGGGCUGCUGCCCUUCCCUGCAGCCCUCAGCCCCAGCAGGAGCUGCUCCUGCCCUUGGCCUGGCUGCUGAGCAAAAGCCUUUGGAAUGCCCCACGUGGAGAAUGCUGUCUACCAGCACCCUCUGCAGCAGCCCUCGGGGCAGUGCUGGUGCUGCCCAGGCAGGCUGGUGGCACCGGGGCCGUGCUCUGGAGAAGGUGGCACCAGCUGGCUCUGCCCCAGGAGCUGUGGGGGCUUUGGCUGUGCAGGGGCUGCAACCCUGCUGGCAAUGGGAGGGCCGAGCUCUCCUGGAGAGCUGCUGAAGGGCUGCUUCAGCCUCAUCCGCUGCUAAUAAAGGACUUGAUUUGGCCUGCUCUGUAUCUCUGUGUUCAGGGCAGCCACAGGUGGGGGUGACUCGAGCUCUGUGUGCUGUAGACAGGCAGGGGACAGGGGGUGGCACUGGGGGAGGGGGUGUGACACCGUAAGUUCUGCUCCAUUCAGGGUCUCUGCUCCACUGUUGUGUCUUAAUACCGCGAGAUGUUUGGGGGCGGAGUGCAGGACUCUGUCUGGGAUGUGAGGGGCUAGUUUAUGGCCGCUUUUUUUUGACUCAGCGGUUGAGGAUCGUGGUCAUGAAUGCUACAGACAGCAUUUGGCUCUUGUAGGGACAUUGCUACAGUUUAGCUUUCCUCCCUGAGUCUGCCUGCCUCCACUGCUCAGCCCGCUGCUCCAGGGAUCCUCCCAUUUGCCCCAUCUUAGGUGUGAAAAAUACAUAUUAUAAGAUUGGUUCUUUGCAAAUAUUAAAAUGAAUACAAUAUGUGUUAUAGUUGGAAAGUUAUACUAUAUUAACCUCUUUCAAGUAGUGCUGUAUUAAUCUCUUUUAAGUAGUGUAGUAAAUAUAGUUUUUAAGCUAUAGCAUAACACCAAAAUAUAAACUAUAUGACAUAAGAUACUUUUUGCACUAACUCAGAAAUUACAAAAGAUAACGAAGAAAUUCUUCACAUUAUCCUAUCUAGAUAAAAAUAACAACAACAGACACCAAAAUCCCAAGUGAAGAAUUAUUACCUUCUUAUCGAGAAAACUCAAACUUCAAAAAACCAAGAAAGUGAAUUUACAAGAUGGGGCAGGGGGAGAGCUAAAAUUAAACAAAAACACCUUAAUUGAAAAGAAAGUUUGAUUCAUUUAUAAUAUAUAUGAAUAUGCAAUAAACUGUUACUUUUAAAGAGUAAUUCUUUAUUAGCAAAGUGCGCCUUUUAACAAAAUACCAAACACCCAGAUAUCCGUAAUUCUUUACUUUUGUCUCUUACUGCCUUUUAUUAUCCUAAUUUUUAUUGUCUUAAUUUUUAUUGUCCUAAUUUUUGUUGUCUUAAUUUUUAUUGCUAUUUUCAUUACCAAUAAACUUUUUAAAUUUUAACAACUAGCGUUUUUCAUAUUAGGAAAGACAGGCACCCGCUGCCCACACCACACAUGACCAUUGCCCAUAUUUUCCCUUUGCCUGAGGUCCCACCACCACCUCCGGAGGUUUCCGAGCCCACUCCAAGCGCCCUUGAGGCUGCCGGGGCACCAUUGUGGCCCCUCUGCCUCGCUGGGAGCCAGCAGCGCCUCCUGGAGCUGUGGAGGCGUCACUGCAGCCUUGACAUGAGCCAACAGUGCUCCGUGUUGGUUGUGAGUGUAACUACACCAAAGGGAAAUUGCUUGAUGGGUGAGAAAAGGCUGGUUUUCAUUGUUGGUUUUUUGUUCCUGUUUGUUGUUGUUGUUUAUUAUCAACGACUUACAGAAGGGAUGUGACUACAGUUGGGCUAAAAACAAUUACUCAGAUAAACAUCUGCCGGGGUCGGCUGUUACUUGUCUCUGCCCCAGCACGGAAAAAGGCGGUUCUGGGCAGGCUGUGCUUUCGAAGAAGGAGUCUGGACUCUUGCUUUUCGGGCUUCAGUUGAGUUUAUUGUUCCUUAUCUACAAAGUUUUUCUGUCUGUCCAGCCGAGGUCUGAUCAGCAAGACAGCCAAGGGCACUCUCUCCCGCCCACGGAGUGGUUGUCUCUUUUAUAGUAAAAACUACAUAGUAGAUAUUUACCUUUAAUUUCCAAUACUUUUUGCCCUUGUUGGCAAGUGCACUUUCACUAUGAACCAAUCCACACAUGCCAACAUCAUCCUGAACAUGGAUGCCAAGGAGAAGAAAGAAGAAGAACAGGGCACUCCCAAAUUCCUCCAUCUUGGGACUCCUGACCCCCAUGUACAGAAUUCCAAACCCCCCUGUGCAAGGUUCAAAACACCCCUGUACAGUGCUCCAAAGUUUUUCCCUUCACCCUGUGAUUCCUACUACUGUGCUACUUAAACUUUUGUGACCUGUAAUUCUUUAUAUAAGGUUGGCAAUUUGCUCCAUGAAUUAAGAUCGAAUUUCCAGGUGUCUUUGGCUUCCUGCCAGGGUCUCCGAGCCCCUGCCAGGGCUUUGAGACAUCCAGGGCAUCCAGAGAGAUGUCCUGGGUUCCGACAAACAUCAGCCUCAAAGGCUGUCAGAUUUUGAAGAAGUAAACAGACAUAGCUCAAAGUAGUCACAAGUUUCUUCAUUACAAGCAAUAGAUAACAUUCUAAUCCAAUGGAAAGUUGCCACAAAGUUUAUUUUGUUUUUCUAACCUAUCACCUUUCCUUAAUUCUGCUGCCCUGUGGAUACUUUUAUCCAAUGGGCUACUAUUACACACUCACAGUUAUACUUCUCUUUAAAACAGCUAAACUCUUAGCUUACUCGAUACAAUUACAUUACUACACUAUAAAACCCUUCACCAUCUGACCCAAUACAGUUUCUCACUUACUUAAGGCACAUUCUUACUUACAACUAUAGAAAAACAAGUUUAUAAUUUUUCUGUUUAAUGUCUGUGUCCUUUUAUUUUUACAUCAAGCCAAGCUUCUUCCAAGGCUGCAAAUCAAACCCUUCAGUAUCUGUGGAUGUUUCCAUCUUUCCAUUUCCUACAGCUGUUUUUGUUUGUCUUGUUAUAUCUAUAUCUAUCUAUAUCAUCUAUAUCUAUCUAUAUAUCCCCUAGUAAAGAACAUGUAUUCCUUUUCCCAUAUCGUUGCCUAGAAACCCAAAAAUUUCAACAUUGUAAUAAUUUGGAGGGAUGGGUUCAUCUUUCCAUUCCAGGAAGGUUCUCACCUUCCUUGGCAGACAUCUCUCUGUUUAACCAGGAGACUCCCAUCUUUCCAGCUUCAAUACAACACUCUCCUAUAGCUCAGGCUCAAUAAAAUCUUUCAGGCUUUCACCCCCACCGAUAACACCAUGGCAUCUUUAAGUACUACACCACCAUCCUUCUGCUGUACUGGAUGAUGGUACUGUGAGAAAUAAACUGACAUACAAUAUGCUCUCCCAUUUUCCUUCCCAGUGACAAAACAACAUUAAUUAUAGUAAGGCAUUAUAUAUGAAAGUACCAUUCUUUGGUUAUUUUUCUUUAUGCAUAGAUUGGCUACCAAUGGUUGCAGUAUUUAACCAAUUAUUUUCUUGCCAAGGAAUCUCCACUCACCCCCUUUCACCAGCAUUUCAAUAUACAGCCCAAAGAGAAGCACUUUAGAAUUCUCCCUUCAACAGACUGACCUGAUCCCAUGAUACAAAACUACAACAGUAAAAUUUAUCACUCACACACCACAGAGCUUUAAACAAGGCACCUGUGUAAGCUCUCUACACAACAACCAGCACAACUUUCAGCACCUCAGGAGUGAGACUACUGCAACCCACAAUCUGCCUUCCCUUUACUCUUCCUUUUAAUCCAAUCCUAUGAGGAUUUUCCACCAUGAUUUAGGACAAGUGCACCCUUCAUUCUGUUUAGUAAUGCUGUAAAAUCCCAGGGGCCUUGCCCUGAACUCACCAGAUCCAGAGAAUGGAGGAUCUCCCCAAAAAAAGCCAUUGUUGAGUGCUGGAGUCCUCUCAGCCCUGUGAAACCAUGGAGUGUCAGAAGCACUGUCCCAUCUGGGUCACCAAAAACUGUCACCAAAAUAAACCCUCUAAAUCCAGUGUGUAUUAAGAAGCAGCAUCCCUUUAUUGCAGUGCUGGGUGCAGGGGGAUAACCCCACCUGAAGUGCCUGCCUGGCUCAGGGGGUUACAGGUGUUUAUUAACCUGAAGUAUCCAUAAUCAUUACAUAGGUGAUUAUAGAAGAUUCCAGGAUCUUCUUGUAUGUUUGGGGUUUUUUAUUUUGCCUUGGUGUGUUCUUGGGGCUCUUUAGGGUCCCCUGGCAGUGUUCCAUAUGUGGUGGUUUUUUGCCCAGGUUAUGUAAAGCCGCCAAAGGUAUUUCUGAACCAAAUGCAUUGAGCUGGUUUGACUUGUUCCAGAGCUCUCAGCAUUCCACCACUGUUACGUAACUUGCCAUUAGCCCUGACUUCAACAGAAAUUAUUUAGAAGAAGAUUGGACAUAAGGAGGAAAUUCUUCCUGGAAAGGGUGCUCAGGCCUUGGCAGGGGUUGCCCAGGGAGGUUUGGAGUCCCCAUCCCUGGAGGUGUCCUAGGAAGGACUGGAUGUGGGACUCAGCGCUCUGGGCUGGUGACAAGGUGGGAAUUGGUCAUGGUUUGGACUUGGUCUCAGAAGUCUUUUCCAACAUAAGUAAUUCUGUAAUUCUGUGAUUCUGUAUUUGCAGUGCAAGUGCCCUCAUUUAGUUGCUGAUACAUUUAGAAAAAACACUUUUUGUUAUCUUUCCCAGCAGUGCCAAGACCAAGCUUUUGCCUUGCUAAUUUUCUCUCCACAUGACCUAACGAGAUCCUCGCACUUCUCCCGAGCUCCCUGCCCUUUCUUCCAAAAGUCCUGUUCCCCUGAGUUCCAAGCUCCCUGUUCAGCCAGGCUGGUCUCCUCCCCCUCUGGCUCAUCUUCUGAUGGGUAGCUCCUGUGCCUUUAAAUUUUCCUUCUUAAAGCACAUCCAGCCCUCCUGAACCCCUCUGAAGCGUUGCACUUCAACAGGUUCCUGAGAGUGACUUGCGUUUUCGGGGUCUGGAUUAAACUUGUUAAAAGGAGCUAAGAAAGAAAGGUGAGGGACAAGUCUUCGUUUGGACAUACAACACCUAUCCAUGACUUUGAAGAGGAUCCAGAAAACACCUGGAAGAGUGGCGGGCACAAGGCUAAAUAUGGGGGGAAAGGGGUGGAUCUGA